Messenger RNA from Pogoniulus pusillus (Red-fronted tinkerbird), 5848 nucleotides. RefSeq names its product ring finger protein 10 (gene RNF10). NCBI's taxonomy places the organism in Eukaryota, Metazoa, Chordata, Aves, Piciformes, Lybiidae. Gene Ontology annotation, molecular function: transcription cis-regulatory region binding. The record is from RefSeq and is a predicted model, not a curated record. Gene Ontology annotation, biological process: positive regulation of transcription by RNA polymerase II; positive regulation of myelination.
CCCCGUGCGAGUCUGUUUGCGGAGGAGCGCCAGCGGAACUGGGCUUAGGGCCCGGGUGCUUCUCGGAGCCGGCGCCAGGAUGGCGCAGCGGGCCCAGGCCGAGAGCCGUGCGGGUGCCCGCGGGGGAACUACAGCUCCCGGCGUGCUUCGCGGCGCGCGCGGCCUGCGAGUUCGGUGAGGCCCGCCCGGAACGGCCCCAUCCGGGUCCCGGCCACUGCUGUGGGCGAUUCGUCGCCGUUACGGGGUAAGCGGCUCACAGCGGCGCUGUAGCUGGUGCUGCAGCGAUGGGCCUUCUGCAGCUCUGCCGCACCUGGCAGCGAAGGGCAACAAACGCGAUCCGCCCGGUUCGGACUUGCUGCGAGAGGCUGUGAGCUCGAGGGUGGUAAGAGCCGGGCGGCGGCAGGGGCGGCGGCUGAGCUGCGGUAGGCGGCCGCGUUCGCCCGGCGCACCGUAUCGGCGGCGCCGAGUCGUAGUCGCCGCUCGCGGAUCGGUUAAAACGCUGCUGAGGGCGAGCGCACGCCAGGCCCGCUCCCCUCCGGCCCGAUCCCGAGAUGCCUGCAGCGGUAGGGUUGGGGCUGGGCAGACGACCUCGGUGUGGGCCCGGUCCGCAAAGGGCCGAGGUCGGCCUCGGGCAGCGGGAAGGCUGAAGCUGAGGGUGGGCGCUUUUCUUGGUGCAGAAAGGCUGUCGCGGCGGGGCGCUGGAGCGGCCUCUCCCGGGCUCCCGGACUGCGUCGGGCAGCUGCUCAGCUGCCGAAAGGUCUGAGAGGGCGGCCGUGGCCGGCGGGGCUUGAAACCGCUGCGACGGUGUUUGUGUGGCUCCGUGCGCUCGGAGCGCUUGCGGAGCAGCUGCUUAACGCGGCCGGGCUUUGACCCACUGCUUCUGUCAGCACGGGCUGUGCCUGCCCCUCCGGCUCACUGGCUAAAACUGCUGCACAGCCCCGGCUGUGAGCAUAGUGCGGGCCCUCACACCUCGCCGGGGAUGAUGGUCCCUGUGUGCCUGCUUGGCAGUUGACCCUGGCAGGUAAAGACUCCUGCGGCUCUGAUUUUUUUUUGUUUAUUACAGGUAGCUGCGGGUGAUCAGUCAGCUGCGAUAAAGGAAACAUCUGAAGAGAUGCAGUAAGGUGUUGCACUAUCUGCCGCUUAGCCUAGGGGAAUGCAGUGUGGAGUGUGGCAUUGCAGCUCAUAUCACAGUGAUAGGGGUUCACUCAUCUUCCUAUUGAAUUCUAUACGAACUUCAACAGUCAAGUAGAAAUGCUUGCUGAUAAGCAGGUCUAGAGGAGGAAGUUCAUAUACACUAGAUAAUCCAGCCAGACUUUCUCUGCAGUCUGGUGUGCUUAACACUUUGUUCUGUAUUCCUUAUAUGUACUGUUGCAGUACCUUCCCUUCUCUUUCACAAAUCCUUCUAGGGCCUUUUUUCCAUUCUCCAAAGACAGCACUUGAAUGGGAAUGUCAAGUUCCGGGUGGUUUGUUCUGCAGGAGUUUGACAGGAAAUAUAAUUGUACCUGGCAGUGCAUUGCAGGAUGCAAUUUUGUGACUUGGGAGAAUAAUCACUUCACCAUUGUCUGCCUGGGUUCUGUUCCUCUUCUCAAGGUGCUUAGAGCCAUGCACUAAUUCUCAAACUCUCGUAUCUAGUUACUGAAUUGCACACUAACAGUGUGAAGUCUGGUGCCUCCAGUCUUCCUGAGGAAGCAGACCUUGGCAUUCAAGUGCAAUGGCAAGGACUUUUGUAGCAUAUUGUUGUUGUACUUGGGGCAAAGAACCUCAGCUACCUUACAUUAUUUUUUUUUCACAGUCAACUUCUUUGCUAAUACGAGUGUGGUGGUCUGCCUGUGAAAGUGUUACGGGCAUCUACUUUUUUUUCUAGUAUGGCUCAUGGUACUCUGCAAAAGUGGAUGACUCUGCUAGAAAGCUGCUUUUGUUAAAUCCAAAAUACCUAAAUACUGCAGUAAACAACCUCAUAAUUCGGUCACUAGUUCUAAGAAUAAUAGACAUAAAUAAAAAGCAAUCAGAAAUUAAAAGGCCUUUUAUGAAGCUCCUAAAAUAUUCUAUAGCUGCACUGCCCUUUUUCAGAGCGCAAGCACAGCUUUUCUUGUGAGAAACCCUGGAAACUGUGUUCCCAUUGAGCUUGGAACUCAUCCCUAGAAUAAUGUGAGAUGAGCAGGUGUUCUCAAAAUUUCUGAAUAUUAUUUAAGGGUUAAUAAAACUUAUUUAGAAUUUGUGUUACUUUGGUUUGGUUGUUUUUUUUUUUCAUUGGUUUUGGGUGUUUGCUGUUUUUUUUUAAUUUUUUUUGAGAGUAGUUUGGUUGGGUUUUUUUCUUUGAGGAAAAGAUUAAAAAUACCACUUAGACAUGAUAGAGUUUAGUAUCUACCAUGGACGUGUACUACAUACAGUUCAGUGGAAACAGCUGAGUCUUUAUAUUCUCACAGGCCUCUUUUCACAAGUGUAACAACGCUGGCACUGUCAAUUCCUACCUAGUUAAGAUCUGGCACUGUUUAGUUUUUUCUGUUCCAAACAUUUCCUACUCUUGAGAUUUGUCUCCUGACACUUACCUCUCUGGUUUUGCUGGAUGCACUGCCCCAAAGCUUGAGUGGAAAAUAAAGGACAAGCCCUACCCUGGCCCCCAGCUCGUUAUUUCACUUUACCGCUCCGGGCGGCGGUGGGCGGUGAGCAGGUGUGCGUGAAGCCGCCGCUUGCGGGACCCCGUGCGAGUCUGUUUGCGGAGGAGCGCCAGCGGAACUGGGCUUAGGGCCCGGGUGCUUCUCGGAGCCGGCGCCAGGAUGGCGCAGCGGGCCCAGGCCGAGAGCCGUGCGGGUGCCCGCGGGGGAACUACAGCUCCCGGCGUGCUUCGCGGCGCGCGCGGCCUGCGAGUUCGGUGAGGCCCGCCCGGAACGGCCCCAUCCGGGUCCCGGCCACUGCUGUGGGCGAUUCGUCGCCAUUACGGGGCAGCGGCGGCCGAGCCGGGGCCGGGGCGGCGCCGAGGAGCUGGUGGGUGCCUGGGUGGUGCCGACCACUCGGGCGGCAGGCAGCGCCGGGCCCUGCGGGGCUCUUUGAGCAGCUCCUUCUCUCUUCGCCCGGAGCCCCGCAGGCCCGGCCCGGCCUUCCGCGGCCUUCCCCUGUUCGAGCGGAGCAGCGAGAAGAUGUCGCCAUGAAGGAGGCCGAGUCCACACUGCGCCGCCCCCGCCGGUCGCCCCCGCGGGCCAUGAGCCUGAGCCCCCUCCGGCUCCGCCAGCGCCCGUGCUUUCCCCCCGCUCAGGGCUGCCAUUCGCCCGCCGGGGCGCCCGUUGAUGCUGCAGAGCCCGCCCGGCGCGACACCCGCCUCCGCCAUGGACAAGAGCAGCCCCUGCGCUUCCGGAACGCCCGGCUCCUCGGUCGGCAGCAAAGCGCAGCAGCCGCGGUCUGCCUCGGCCGGGCCCGCCGCGGGGGAGUCUAAGCCCAAAGGCGAUGGCAAGAACACGAGUGGAUCCAAGCAGCGCUACAACCGGAAAAGAGAAACUUGCUCCUCAAAACAUGAGAACUGUGCCAGCCAGUCCCGCCGCUCCGCUCCACAGAAAAGCAAAGCUUUUAACAAGAUGCCCCCUCAACGGGGAGGUGGCAGUGGAAGUGGCAAACUUUUUAGCUCUUCUAACGGUGGGAGACGAGAUGAGGUAGCAGAGGCUCGACGGGCAGAGUUCAGCCCUGCCCAGUUCUCUGGUCCCAAGAAGAUCAAUCUGAACCACUUACUGAACUUCACUUUUGAACCCCGUGGCCAAGCAGGCCAUUUUGAUGGGAGUGGACAUGGCAACUGGGGAAAAAGGAACAAGUGGGGACAUAAGCCUUUCAAAAAGGAGCUCUUCCUGCAGGCCAACUGCCAGUUUGUUGUCUCUGAAGAACAGGACUACACAGUCCACUUUGCUGAUCCAGAUACCUUGGUCAACUGGGACUUUGUGGAGCAAGUGCGGAUUUGUAGCCACGAAGUGCCCUCCUGCCCAAUAUGUCUGUACCCACCGACUGCAGCCAAGAUCACCCGCUGUGGACAUAUCUUCUGUUGGUCAUGUAUCCUUCACUAUCUCUCCUUGAGUGAAAAGACCUGGAGUAAAUGCCCUAUCUGUUAUGGCUCUGUUCACAAGAAGGACCUUAAGAGUGUCAUUGCUAUGGAAACACGUCAGUAUGCAAUUGGUGAUACCAUCACCAUGCAGCUCAUGAGAAGAGAGAAGGGUGUUCUGGUGGCACUGCCCAAAUCUCAGUGGAUGGAUGUGGUGCAGCCUGUGUACAUCGGAGAUGAUCAGCACAGCCAGUAUUCAAAGCUGCUUCUGGCAUCCAGGGAGCAGGUCUUGCAGCUGGUGAUUCUGGAGGAGAAAGCAGCAUUACUGAAACAGUAUGAGGAAGAAAAACAUACCCCAGAGGCUUGCUUUAUUGAGGCAGCUAUCCAGGAACUAAAGGAGCGAGAAACAGCACUCUCUAUGGCCCGGAGUAAAAGCAGUGGCAUCGCUAGAAUCAGUGCAGCUGUGGAAAAAUUGGUCCUAGACAGCUCCAAAGCUGUGGAGCCCGCAGUUUCCCGAGAGAAAAAGUGUGGUGUGGAAUAUAUCUCUGCAUUUGAUGAGGAGCUUAUGGAGCCUUGCUCUGAUACGGCAAGUUCCUUUUCACCUCCUGUGGAAGCAGAAGAGGCAGUGGUGGAUGAUGAGGAGGUACCUGAGGUGGACACUGUAGGGGAACGUGAUGUGAAUCAGCAGAAGAAAGCAAAUCCAUCUGAAACAAGCUCCCAGGAACCUAAAGAUACAAUUGGCAGUGGUUGUCUUGGCAGCUCUCCUUUUUACUAUUUCUAUCAAGCGGAGGAUGGGCAGUGCAUGUACCUUCACCCCGUGAACGUCCGCUGCCUUGUGCGGGAGUAUGGCAGCCUAGAGAAGAGUCCUGAGAAGAUACCUGCAGCUGUAGUGGAGACAACUGGCUACUCCAUGACAGAGGAUAUAAGACAGCGGCAUCGCUACCCUCUGUCACUUCCCCUCACCUGCGAGUUCAGCAUUUGUGAACUGGCUCUGAAGCCACCCAUCAUCUCUAAAGAGACUUUGGAGCUGUUUUCAGAUGACCUUGAAAAGAGGAAGCGCCUGCGGCAGAAGAAGGCUCGUGAUGAGCGACGGCAUGAACGCAGAAUUGAGAUAGAAGAAAACAAGAAACAGGGCAAAUAUCCAGAGGUCCAUAUUGCUUUAGAGAAUCUGCAGCAGUUCCCUGCUUUUACCUCUUGCCCCAGAGAAACUACCAGCGUUGAUCACCAGAGCUUCUAUCUGUCUCCUCUUGGCAGAAGCCCUGUGUUUCAGACAGAGGCUGCUCCAGCUCCAUUGUUGCCUGCUGCCAGCCAGGUCAGCCCGCUGCUCUGUGGGAGUUUAGAAGAAGAGUCUCCCUUCCCUUCCUUUGCCCAGAUGUUGAGAGUUGGAAAGGCAAAACCAGAAGCGUGGCCCAAACCUGCUCCAAAGACAAGAGAUGAGGACUCACUGGCACUCCCUGUGCCAGUGGACAGUGAUGGAGAAAGUGACAGUUCUGACCGCAUGCCUGUGCCCAGCUUCCAGAAUUCCUUCAGCCAAGCUAUUGAGGCAGCCCUCCUGAAACUGGACAAAUCGUCCACAGCUGAUCAUUUAUCAGAGGAGAAGGGAGGCAAGAAAAGAAGAAAACAGAAGCAGAAGCUAUUGUUCAGCACCUCUGUUGUUCACACAAAGUGAAUCUGCUAUUCAAGAGAAGUUUCCUCUCCUGGUUUUCUUUUUUUGCUUUGUUUUGCUGCUGUAGUUUUAAGUAUUUAAAAUUGAACAGACUAAACUUGUGGUUCUAGGGCUUCUGGGAGGUUCAGAAAGAAACUCUGACAGUAUAUGUUGAAUUAAGA